Messenger RNA from Trichoderma asperellum CBS 433.97, 198 nucleotides. Lineage: Eukaryota; Fungi; Ascomycota; Sordariomycetes; Hypocreales; Hypocreaceae. The record is from RefSeq and is a predicted model, not a curated record.
UUUUGCAUCUCGACUUCAGACAAACUACAAAAAAGGCAAAAAGAGAAAACAUACAACAGCCGGUGUUCGCCAGUGGUCACCCACCUGACUACUAAUCUGCCUCUCAUUGGCUUGACUCUGGGAGAGCGGACGGGAUCCCGUAUAUUCCAAUGGAUAUGGUCGUAUGUGACGAUAUUGGCUGCUAGAAGCACUUAUAUA